Molecule: messenger RNA, 2913 nt
Organism: Melanotaenia boesemani (Boeseman's rainbowfish)
Lineage: Eukaryota; Metazoa; Chordata; Actinopteri; Atheriniformes; Melanotaeniidae
Product: cannabinoid receptor type 1B-like
Exons: 2
Coding region: 535-1965 (476 amino acids)
Biological process (GO): G protein-coupled receptor signaling pathway
Cellular component (GO): membrane
Molecular function (GO): cannabinoid receptor activity
Source: RefSeq, a predicted model, not a curated record
UUUCACGCGAGUGAUGAAAAGCGAAGCAGUAAAUCUUUACAGAAAUCUGUUUCAUGUGUGUUGCCAGCUGCUGUGUUCAUAAUUGGGUGGGGAUGAUGCUCAGGGAUGCGCUUCCUACACUGCGCUUUAACACCUCAAACCACGUGACCACCAGGAGCACAAUGCCCAGCCUUAUAACAGCGCGCGCUCUCCUAAACAAACUCACACCUCGCCGGCUGCUCGUCUGGCUUUACUCACGGUGAUUUUCUGACGAGUCCGCGCGGGAUUAUUCACCUGGUAAAUCAUCACAAUAACAACAACUUCACGAUCACUUGCAGCGUUAGACUUGAGUUAGUCUCCAAUUUUCUUCUCUCUCUCUCUCUCUCUCUCUUUUUUUUUUUUUUUCCUUCUUGGUUAAAACUUAAAUUAUUUUUCUACUUAAUGGAUCGGUGCGGGACCUUGGUCGAGAAAAAAUGAAGAUGUCCCUUUGUAUGUGUCUAAUGCUGCUAGACCACCUGCCCGUCUACUGAGCAUUUCUGCAGCCCCAGACCAGCCAUGAAGCUGGCUUUGCACCAGAUAGCAGGCACCGCAAUGAGCACACUAACAACAGGUGUCCAGUAUCUCGGCUCCAACGAUGCCAGCUACAACAACCCCUACAUCGACUCCAGUCUGGUUAAGAAUGGAUUCCACUUUGAGAAACCUCACUCUGCCUCCAUCAGUAGCUCCUUCCCUGAGCUCAUCCCUGGAAAUAAGGAGACCAUUUAUACUGUCCUAUCCCCCAUUUUCCCCACCAACAUGUCAGACUUUAUGCUUGGUAAUGCUACUUCUGUGGAGAGCGGAGGAGCCACACAGUGUGCCGAGAACUUUGUGGACAACCUCGAGUGCUUUAUGAUCCUCACUCCCAGUCAACAGCUUGCAAUUGCCAUCUUAGCCCUCACCCUGGGUACGUUUACAGUGCUGGAAAACCUCAUGGUGCUGUGUGUGAUUCUGCACUCCCAGGCGCUUCGAUCUCGGCCUUCAUACCACUUCAUAGGCAGCCUAGCUGUGGCUGAUCUGAUAGGGAGCAUCAUUUUUGUGUACAGCUUCUUGGACUUUCACGUCCUCCACAGAAAGGACAGCCCUAAUAUUUUCCUUUUUAAGCUGGCUGGGGUUAUUGCUUCCUUCACUGCCUCUGUGGGCAGUCUGUUCCUCACUGCUAUUGACCGCUAUAUCUCCAUCCACAAGCCCAUGGCAUACAAACGCAUUGUCACAAAGACUAAAGCAGUCAUUGCCUUCAGUCUGAUGUGGACAAUCUCCAUCAUCAUCUCACUGCUCCCACUGCUGGGCUGGAACUGUAAGCGUCUCGGAUCGGUCUGCUCAGAUAUUUUCCCUCUCAUAGACCAGAAGUACUUGAUGUUCUGGAUUGGGAUGACAAGCGUUUUGGUCUUGUUUAUCAUCUACGCCUACAUGUUCAUCCUCUGGAAAUCCCACCACCAUGCUGUCCGCAUGCUGAGCCGCAGCUCCCAAAGAAGUGUGAUUGUGUACACAGCAGAUGGGACCAAGGUGCAGACAGUGAGGCCUGAGCAGGCCCGCAUGGACCUCCGUCUGGCUAAAACCCUGGUCAUGAUCCUGGUGGCUCUCAUCAUCUGCUGGGGUCCACUUCUAGCUAUCAUGGUUUAUGACCUCUUUGGGAAGGUGAACGACUUCAUCAAGACUGUAUUUGCCUUUUGCAGCAUGUUGUGCUUGCUCAACUCCACGGUGAACCCUGUGAUUUAUGCCAUGAGGAGCAAGGACCUGCGAAGAGCCUUCCUCAACAUCUGCCAUAUGUGGAGGGGCACAACUCAGCCUUUGGACUACAGUGCUGAGAGCGACUGGAAUAUCAGGAGUGUGAGAGCUACAGCCGGUGGGGCGGGGAAGGAUGGAGGAAGCUGUGGAAAGACACGAGUGAAAGUAGCCAAGGUUACAGUUUCUGGAGGAACUGAGACUUCUACUGCAGAGCCGGUCUAAAAUGAAAAGGCAGACUGAGCUGGUACUACUGUGAAGUAUGGAUGGUGGGGAAUGCAUCUUUAAAAUGUGCCAGAAAUUACUAAGUGUCAGAACUGAAAAACUAUUUUAGUUGUAGUUCUUUUAAAAAGAUGUAACCUGAAGUAUAAAAUCUGUACUCCCUGUAUGGUGGAGUGAGAUGGCCCAACAGUUAUAUCAGUGUUAUUAUCAGAAUGUCUUUCAUAAUACUGUACAAGAUGUACUCUAUUUGCAUCUUAAAAGCAUUUUGCUUAAGGGCACUUUUCCUAUGACUGUCACAGACAGUUUCAUGCUGAGACAUUUUUGCUUUUGUUUGAACUGCUGAAAGGAUAAAUUUCUGCUUUGUAAAGACAAAAUAAUGUCAUUUCUUGUUGUGUUUUCAUUUUUACUUGAUAUAGCAAUAUUGUGUCAGCAAUUCAAAGUGAAAAUCUGCCUACAGAAAUACAAAAUAUCAGUUCUGAAUGUCUUGAAACACUCCUAGUAUAUCUAAGCUCUCAUUAGUCAUUAGAAAUUGACUAUUAGUAGAUAACCGAAGAGCAUGAUACUGUUAAGUUCAGCAGUUGUUCAUUUUUAUUAAAUUUUGCUGUGUGUAUGUAUUUAUUUACUUAUUUAUUUAAUUUUGCAAAGCAAAAUGGUGAGUUGUGUUUUGAAAUACUGAAUGGGUUUUUGAUCAAAUCCAAACUUUAAUGGGAUAUAAUCAGACAUUAUUGCUUAAGGUUUAUUAUUAUUUAUUUAUUUUCAUAUGUUUCAAAAGCAAUUACAACAUUUUGUGUAAAGCCAUAAACUUCUGAAACAUCUAUUGUGCCAUCUUUGUGCGAUAAUGAAGUGUGCAACAAAGACAUGUUCUCGAUAGAAACGUGAAAUUUGUCUAUUUUUUAUCAUAAUUUUGUCCUCAUGUUCAGUAUCUUUUUUAUAAUAAAAUGACAAAAGCAG